Molecule: messenger RNA, 603 nt
Organism: Histoplasma mississippiense
Lineage: Eukaryota; Fungi; Ascomycota; Eurotiomycetes; Onygenales; Ajellomycetaceae
Exons: 9
Coding region: 1-603 (200 amino acids)
Biological process (GO): endoplasmic reticulum membrane organization
Cellular component (GO): endoplasmic reticulum membrane; plasma membrane
Molecular function (GO): FFAT motif binding
Source: RefSeq, a predicted model, not a curated record
AUGGUUCCUGGGCUAAUCGCACGGAUACGGCAGAGAAAUAGCAGCAAAAUAACGGCGGGCAUUGUUGACUGGGCCAGGGCGAGUAUCAUGGUGUUAGCAGCAGUGCUGCCUCUGAACCUGAUAACCGAAGACGAUCGCAGGGCUCCCAGCGGCAAUCAGGAUCCCACAGCGAAGCCACCUCAGAAAUUCCUUCGUUUUCAUCGGCCAUUUAAUCGGGAAGUCAGCCAAACCCUUACCAUAGAAAACAACAACGAUGAGCCGGUUGCAUUCAAGGUCAAAACAACAGCUCCCAAAAGCUAUUGCGUGCGGCCCAACUCAGGUCGGAUCGGAGCAGGCGAGAGGAUAGAUGUUCAAGUUCUUCUGCAGGCAAUGAAGGAUGACAAGUCAGUGGGAGCAUCUAAAGACAAGUUUUUGGUCCAGUCUGUGGCAGUAUCCACGGACAAAGAUUUCUCCAAUGUCAGCUCGAUCUGGCAGCACGUUGAGCAAACAUCAAAAAGUUCUAUUCACGAACAGAAAAUAAAAGUCGAAUUUUUGCCUCCUAAGGAUUCAGGAGAACAACCCUCAACCGACGAACCCAAUGGAAUCGAACCCACAUUUACAUAA